Messenger RNA from Sorex fumeus (smoky shrew), 1101 nucleotides. It is a transcript of the gene TIGIT, whose product is annotated as T cell immunoreceptor with Ig and ITIM domains. Lineage: Eukaryota; Metazoa; Chordata; Mammalia; Eulipotyphla; Soricidae. Gene Ontology annotation, biological process: positive regulation of interleukin-10 production; negative regulation of T cell activation; negative regulation of interleukin-12 production. Gene Ontology annotation, molecular function: signaling receptor binding. The transcript is spliced from 5 exons. Gene Ontology annotation, cellular component: cell surface. The record is from RefSeq and is a predicted model, not a curated record. The coding region runs from base 1 to 1101 and encodes 366 amino acids.
AUGGGGAAAAAUUUCCCGCACUUAGGGACUUGGCAAUUGGUAACUGGAAGGCGAGAAUGUCAAGAAAGCGAAGAUGUAAAGAAUGACUUUGAUGUUUUUAACUUGGAUGACUGUGUAAAUGGGAUGUCCCGACUGCAGUGGAGAACAAGGCAAGGAGCAGGUUUGAAGUGGGAAACGUUGAAUUCGGCUUUGAGCAAACACGGUGAGCUUGAGUUUGUGUACUUGUUGAGAGCUUUAUCUGACUGUGUUUUUGCUGAACUUGUUUUUUCCGAGACCCUCUAUGCUCAUAGAUUCAGUUUCACCUUGCCACCUGCAAUCCGGCAGUUUCAGCGGCAGAAGAGGUCACAGAAACCUCUUAUAGCAUCCCUGGGCAGAAGCAUGCACCGUUUUUCCUUCUUGCUCUGGGCGCUGGCACUGAGACAGGCUUCUGGAGCUGCCAUCGGAGAUAUGACAGGAAGAAUAUUAACAGCGGGAAACAUUUCUGCAGAAGAAGGUGGUUCUGUCACCUUCCAUUGCCACUUAUCACACACCAAUGCCAAUGUGACUCAGAUCCACUGGUUGCAGCAGGACCAAUUCCUGGCAGUUCAUCACGCUAAUCUGGGGUGGCACAUCCCCUCCAACUUCAGGGACCGAGUGAGCCCAGGCCCCAACCUGGACAUCACCCUCCAGUCGCUGACCAAGAACGACACAGGGGAAUACUUCUGCACUUUUCACACCUACCCUGAUGGGAUAUACAAAGGGAGACUCUUUCUGGAGGUCCUACAGAACUCAGUGGCUAAGCACAGCACUGUGUUCCAGAUGCCAUUUCUCGGAGUCUUGGCCGCACUGCUGGUGGUCAUCUGCAUAGCAGUUAUUGUGGUGGCCGCACAGUUCACAAAGAACAAGCUAUGCGGAACCCAUUCUGCAGGAAAUGAUCUCAAGAGGACGGCAUCUGAACAUGAGGCUUGGAACCCCAGCAUUCCUUCAAUCCCUGGAACCUGGGCCCCUGACAGCCCCUGCAGAGAGCAGGGGGAUGAGAACUAUGCUGAUCUACACGACUACUUCAACGUCCUGAGUUACAGAAGCCUGGGGAACUCCAGCUUCCUGGUAGAGACUAGUUAA